Messenger RNA from Owenia fusiformis, 1843 nucleotides. Lineage: Eukaryota; Metazoa; Annelida; Polychaeta; Sabellida; Oweniidae. The record is from the annotation of a GenBank genome assembly.
GACGACGAUAAAACCGAUAUUCUCUUAAUGGAAAAUGGUCAUGUGAUGCACAGGUAUACAAAGCUUAACCAUACACUAUAUAUUGUACCUGCAGGUAAAAUCGAUUUCUACAUUUACAGCGACAGAUUGAACUACUGCAAACUACAUGUACACCUGGGUUAAGAUCAGACCUUUAUUCUUCAAUUCUAGAUUGGGAUUUCUUCACUUCUGGAGACUACACUUCUGGAACCAGUUAUUUACGUCUGGAGAUUUUUAAUUAACCCAGUUGAGGCUACAUAGUGAAUACAAAUCUAAAGUAAAUACACAAAUGGAGUUCACUACAAAUCUGGAAGCAUUAAAUAUCUGAGUGUAAUUUCGAUCAGUGUCGUAAGUAUUAAAUCUGGUGUCAUUACGAUACGUUGUGGCAAAUCUACAUUUCUGUUGUCACAACUACAUAUCUGGUGUCAUAGCUCGGUCCUGGUGUCAUUACUGCGGCUGUCAUUAGAGCUACACAUCUCAUUCCUAUGCUUUACGAAUCAGAGAUUAACACCUGAGAUUAUCAUUUCCUGACAGUUCCACGAUGAAUGGAUUUUCAAUAUGCACCUUACUGCUUCAACUGGUCAGCAUAUACGUGGAGGGACAGAAAACAACAUUCUUAGAGGGCCCCCUAGGGGGUGACAGCAGAGAAAACGAACAAUGGAUUUGCUCCCCAUUCCGACCAGCCGUGGAUGGCUGUAAGGACAUGAGCCCAAUGGAGGCAGAUUUACAGAAAAAACAACAAGAAAUUAAUGAGCUGAAAGCCUCUCUGGCAAAAUUGCAGGAGGAUUUAAACACAUUAAAAACAACAGGAGGAAUUGGAAACAACAGUGGCUCCUGUCAAAAACGGACAGUGUGUCCUGAUGGUUUCUAUUUCAACGAGCAAUUACAAUCGUGCUAUCUUUUCCAAUACGUUACAAAUGCAACCUGGUUCGAAUCUAACGCAUUCUGUAAUGCCAUGGGAGCACAUCUUGUUUCGAUAGAAACUGCAGAGGAACAUACGUGGCUUGUCCAAAAAAUUAAGGACGACGGCAGUGCGUAUAAAUACAGGUUGGAUACGGUCUGGCAUGGGGGCACUGACGACAUGUACGCCCUUUGGACAGGGGGUAGUAUGUUAACAGGAACAUUUGGUUGGGCUGGAGGCCCUUGUUUUGAUCCUAAAGUAGGAACAUUUACUAAAUGGGCCCCUGGACAACCGGAUAACGCUAAUGGAAAAGAGCAAUGCACAUUAUUGUGGGCCGCUAUGAAUUUUGAUUGGGGAGACUGGUACUGCUGGCAUAGAAUGCAUUUUAUAUGUGAAAUAGAUCUCUAGACACCAUUUGCUCAAACGCUCAACCACCAUGCAUUCCAAAUUUCAGUCACGUGACCCUGCCAAACAUGUAACAAAAUCAAUGAAUGUCGUUAAUGGAAUAAAAAAUAUCUGAAUAACAUGGCGUCAAUGACUGUGAUUCAACCAUUCAUUCGUAUUUUUAAUUUAGACAUUAUGCAGUUUAAUCACGCGACCCAGUUUACAGUUGUUCAAACCGCAGAUAUCCUUAAGGAUACAGGGUAGCUAGCUCAAUAAACCUUGGCUCAAGAUACAUGACACGUUAGAGGAACGAGAACAAUUCUCACAAAUUGUUCCCUCUAUCAGCUGCAGAAGUCCACUUUUGGGCUUUUCUGGUAGUAAUAAAAAUAUGUAAUAUGUAGUUUACCUCGAGGAAUAUGGAAAAACUAAUGUCCUGCAUUUGUAACUUCACUGAAGCCUGUUUCCCUUUUAAACGUGGUUACAUGGUAGGGUAGAGAGAACACUCCUGCCAAACGCGUAACGCAAACAAUAUAUGGCUUG